AUACGAGAGGAAGGUAGUGAAGGCAGCUGUGUCAAACACGACCCUUGUAUGAACGGUGGCAGGUGUUACACAGGUGACCAGGGUCCUCUGUGUGACUGCUCCCUAGUCGACUAUGAAGGUCCUUACUGUGAGAAAGAACGUCAAGUAGAAGAAAUCACCUUCAGAGGCCGGGAAUACCUGUGGUGGGACCUGCGGAGGACAGGAGGCCAGCCUCUAUCCUCCCAGAGCGACCAACUAUCCUUCUCCUUCAAGACCAGACAUCCAGCUGGAGUCCUAUUCUUCUCAGGAGAUGGUAAGGACUAUGUGAACAUGGCCCUAAGGGAAGGGGGAGUUCUAGUGACCCUUGACAUGGGGGGUGACCCCCUUAAGGUCACAGUGAGACCUGACAACGUGCGGUUUGAUGACAAUCAGUGGCACACCGUCAGCAUACACCGGGCAGUCAAGGAGAUUAACGGACAUACCAGCUUCUGUUCUCUGUCAGUAUCAGUGGAUGGGCUCUACACCCGGAAGGGCACCACAGCUGGUCCCUUCUCCCAGCUGAGCUCCUCCAGGCUCCAUCUGGGAGGAGCUGAUGUCCCAGCUCUGCUUCCUGGAGCUGAGACAAGGUCAAACUUUGUUGGGUGUAUGAAGAAGGUUGAAUACCGAGCUGACAGUGUGCGCCUGGACCUGAUAAGGACUGGUCGUCAGGGUAGUCCACUCCUCCACGUCAAGGGCAAAGUGGACUAUAUGUGCCUGGAAGUGGAAGCUGGCGACCCUGUCUCUUAUACCACACAAGAAUCUUACUUGGAUGGUCCAGAGAACGGAGUAGUUAAAUUCACUCGACCCGACACUUCACUGGUGUUACCAUCAUGGGAGGCAGCACGACAGGGCUCUGUGAGCUUCAAAAUGCGGACAACAGAGCCCAAUGGACUCCUCAUGUUCAACUCUGGUUUCAAGGCUGAUCAGGGUGAUUUCUUUGCAUUGGAGUUGCUGGAGGGUCACUUGUACUUGCACCUAAACCUUGGGUCAGGAUCCCGACGAGUCAAAGCCACCAAUAGGAGGGUGGAUGAUGGCUGGUGGCAUGAAGUGACUCUCAACAGAGAUGGCCAGGCAGGCAGGAUCACUGUGGACGAGGGUGCUAAUGACUUCACUACACCUGGAGAGUCUCAUCGCCUGGAUCUUGAUGGCGCACUUUACGUAGGCGGGGUAAACACAGGUGUGGUGGUGCCCCCUGAGCUCUGGACAGGAAGACUUGGUCUGGGCUAUGUGGGUUGUCUGAGAGACCUGGUCAUCAAUGGGCUGCCGGCAGACCUUGCAUCGUAUGCCAAAAAACAGGAUUCUGGUUCCAUCGUUAGUUUCUGCCACAGUGAUGGAGGAUCUUGUUCUUCCUCACCAUGUAUGCAUGGAGGUACCUGCAGGGAGGGCUGGGGACGGUUCAUCUGUGACUGUUCCCACACAGCGUUUGUGGGUCCAACCUGCGGCAAAGAUGCAGCAACCCUGAGUUUCGAUGGGUCUCAGUAUGUGAGGAUGUUCUCUGACCAGGAGUCCAGCACACAGGCAGAGGAUAUAAACUUCAGGUUCCGCACUAAUCGACCAGUGGGACUCCUCCUGGCCACCACAUCUGCUCAGUCUUCUGAUAAACUGGAACUUGCUCUCCAGUCUGGCAAACUUCGACUAACUGUCAAACUUGGCGAUAGGGACAAGCUGUCAAUAUCCUUGGAGUUCCAGUCUGUGGACCCAUGCUUCUCUAGUUUUUUGCUUACUGCCCACACCAUGGGUAUGGCAGGACACGACUUCCUGGCGCUGGAACUGGUCAACGGCCACGUGCAUCUGGUCUUCAACCUGGGUGACCGGCCAGUGCGAGUAAGGGACAACAAUAAAAUGGCUCUCAAUGAUAACAAGUGGCAUGUGAUCACUGGUCAGUCGACUUCCUCCCUCCAGCACACUCUUAUGGUCGAUGACAACAUUGCCACUGUCACCAAUGGUGGCAGCAGUGACAACCUUGACCUUCAAGGCUUUCUCUACCUAGGUGGUGUUCCUCCGGAGAUGUAUACUAGGCUGCCUCGCCAUGUUGUAUCACGCUCAGGAUUUGAGGGAUGCAUGGCAUCCCUUGACCUUAAUGGUGAAGCCCCUGACCCUGCAGGGCAAGGAAGUUACCAUCAUGGCCAGGGCCAUGUCUACCAUGGUCUGCGAAGGUUGAGGUGUAACAUCUUCGUGGUAUACAACAUGGGCACUGAAGACCAUCCCAUUGGUGAGGUCAUGUCACGAGUCAAUGACGGCUUGUAUCACGUGGUUCGUUUUAUCCGCUCUGGCCCCAAUGCAACAGUCCAAAUAGACGAUUAUGAAAUCCGUGAGAAGAACCCUUCAGAGAAUGUUGAGCAUUCAGACCACAGGGUCUUGAAGAAACUCAGGUCUGGGAUUUGGCAUGGUCACCAGUUGUCUGUAUUCAACGCUCAGGCCAAGCUGCAAGUUGGUGGACGCAGAACUAAGCGCUCAAAAUCAAUUGAGAGACCUUUCCAGGGUGUGAUGUCUGGUUUGGUGCUGAACGGUGAACGACCCCUUGACCUGGCAGCUGAACGGGACCCCAGGGUCAAUGUGAAUGGGGAUGUGCACUUGCUGAUGACCCUUCCCCAUGGGUUACCAACACAGGGAGGCUCCGGGGAAUUUAACCCAUGGCAACAGACUCGACCCAUGCCAGGACCCUCACCUGGCGAGGGAGACGACCUGGUGUUCAGUGGUGCUGGUUCUGGUUGUGACAUGGAUGAUGAAGAUGAGUGCAUACCUGUCUUUGAUACUGGCUCAGGCGAUGACCUUAUAACGCCUGUGUACAUCCCACCGACACUGCCACCAAUGACCAAACCUUCACCCAAGCCACAUAUACCAGACCGCGAUGUUGGCAUUGGUGUUCGACCUUGUGACGAUGAGGAGGACUGUUAUACUGGGUCAGGCUCGGGAGAGUUCAACACCGAAGGUGGAGUUAUUACUGAGAUUGAUAAUGGUGACGAUAUAGAUAUUGAAUUCCCUGCGACUCACCACCCCAUGGUUGCUCCAGGUGUGAUCCACUCUGAGGAGCACGACCCAUCUAGCAACGGUUCAGGACCUCCUAGGAAGGACCCUGGCUCUGGUCCUACCACCACCACCACCACAACCACAACUACCACAACCACCACCCAGACGCCGAGGACACGACAACGACCCAGAACUACCACGGCUACCCCCGUCGCCCCUCCCUCGCGACCGCAAGAACCUCCCUUCACGGUGACCGACUACGAAUACGAGUACCCAUACCCAGAGGUGGAGUUCAACAACAAGAAGAAAUCUAGUGUUAAAGAGGACCCGUUGGACCAGAUUCACAGUGAAGCUGCUGGGAGUGUUGCCCUUAUUAUCAGCAUUAUUGCAGGGGCCCUCAUCAUUGUUAUACUCAUCAUUCUACUUAUACUCAAAUUUAAGGGACGCCAAGAUGGCGCUUACAAAGUAGAUGAGAGUAAAAACUAUGAAGGCAUUCCUACCAUGCCGACUCCCAUGAUCAAUGGCCAAGGAAAUGGCACCAUAAAACCAGGUGAUCGAAGGCCUGUUAAGAAACAAAGUAAGGAUAUCAAAGAGUGGUAUGUGUGAGUGUUAAACAUUUUUAUUGAGAGAAAAUUAUAUCAUGUAAAGUCUCAAAAUUACGACUGUGAUCUCUAUUCUUUCUGCAAUAUCUUUAACAUGAUAGAAAUAUAUAUAUAUAUAUGCUCCCUAUCAGUCUUGUGCUAAUAUGUUAGUUCAUGACUAAGUUGCUAUCCCUAUUCAACCAUAAAGAAGAAUAACUAUGACAAAUUUUUCUACUGAGGAACUUAUAAUAAGUUACCACUUCAGAGACUGAACUUUAGAAAAAUGGAGUUGUGUAUUAGGUCAAUGUUCAUGGGUGUCCGCUGGAACUUUCCCCAAGGGAAGUAAGGUUUCCAGGCAGGGGCGGUGUCAAGAAAGGGGGGCUUCAGCCCCCAAAAUACUCUCAGCCCCCUAAUUUAAAUAACUGCUUCAAAACAAGUCUCCAAGCCCCUCCUUCCAAGCAGAUAGCCCCCCUAUAUAAAAAUUCUGGCACCACCCCAGCUUUCAGGGAAGGGCAGAGGGAUAAGCGAGCCAUCAGUGUGAUGAAAAAUCUACUGUAUAAUAUAGAAAAUUUGUUGGAGACACACGAGCAGACAUUUAUGGAGGAAAGAAGGUCCCAAGACCUAAACAUUUCCAUAAUAAAAUUGCCCGAAAUGUUUACUGGCGUGUCUUGAAGCAUAAGUCAUCAGCAUGGCCGCCUUUCCUGAACACAGACCCCGAUAGGGGGGAGGGGGUUAAAAUUACCUGCCUAUUUUUUGGCCUCCCUAACAGAUGCUCAUGACUGCGUAUCAGAGUCCAUGAAUGCUGUUGCUUCAAUAAGAUUCAAUUUUUUGUAAGUACCUAUUGAUUGUAGGUGCAUAGACUAGCCAAGAGUGUGAGACAUAGCGUAAGUGUAUGUCUGAAUGUUGGUGCAAAUGAGAACAGACUUAACUAGAUUUCUCUGAA
Molecule: messenger RNA, 4512 nt
Organism: Cherax quadricarinatus
Lineage: Eukaryota; Metazoa; Arthropoda; Malacostraca; Decapoda; Parastacidae
Source: RefSeq, a predicted model, not a curated record